Molecule: messenger RNA, 2297 nt
Organism: Populus nigra (black poplar)
Lineage: Eukaryota; Viridiplantae; Streptophyta; Magnoliopsida; Malpighiales; Salicaceae
Product: serine/threonine-protein kinase STY46-like
Exons: 16
Coding region: 307-2043 (578 amino acids)
Biological process (GO): protein phosphorylation
Molecular function (GO): ATP binding; protein kinase activity
Source: RefSeq, a predicted model, not a curated record
GAACAAGCAAUAAAUCUAAACGAGGCGCACAUCGUCUUGAUUCCUAUGGGUGCGCACUACGCCUCUAAACAACUUGAGAGAAAGGAAAGCCAAAAACCCACAUCGCAGCCUGUCUCCUUAUCACACCAUAUAAAUUCAUAAUAUUAACUUGAUUAAACCUUAAUUCUCUCUUAACCCUCCCCCCAAUCUCUUUCUAGACCUGCCUUCUUUCCCUCUUUAACGUAAAAGGAGAAAAAAAAAAAACAAGAAGAAGACAAAUCACAACCUCUCUCUUUCUCUGCAUUUGCUUGAUUUUUUUUUGUUUAAAUGGUGGAUAUGGCGAUGGAAGAGGGUGGUAGUAACGAGAGCUGCGGGAGCAGAGUGAACGAGAACACGACGUCGCCUGGUUCGGUAUUACAAGGAAGGCAACAUCCGCAAAGGAUGCAGCAGAAACUUGAGGUUUAUAACGAGAUUCUUCGUCGUCUUAAAGAAACUAAUCACGAAGAAGCUAAUCUACCUGGUUUUGAUGAUCAACUUUGGACUCACUUCAAUCGCCUCCCUGCCAGAUAUGCGUUAGAGGUGAAUGUGGAGAGAGCAGAAGAUGUCUUAAUGCAUAAGAGAUUGCUGCAUUUGGCUCAUGAUCCUGCUAAUCGACCGGCAAUCGAAGUUCGCCUUGUUCAGGUUCAUCCUACUUCUGAUGAUAAUUCAGCUGAUUUUAUCCUUCCAGACUCUCCUAGUAAAGAAGCAGCCCAAAGAAAGAGCAUACACCCACCACCAGCCUUUGGUUCAUCACCUAAUCUUGAAGCACUUGCACUUGAAGCAAACAAAUUUGAUGAUCAAGAUGGUGAUAAUUCUGUGCAUGCUAACUCGAAGUUCUUCAAGCCCAUGCAUGAAAUUACUUUUUCAAGUGAUGACAAGCCAAAACUCCUGAGUCAGUUGACUUCCUUACUCGCUCACAUUGGAUUAAACAUCCAAGAAGCACACGCAUUUUCAACACUUGAUGGCUACUCCUUGGAUGUAUUUGUUGUUGAUGGUUGGCCAUAUGAGGAAACAGAGCAGCUCAGAACAGCAUUGGAAAAAGAAGUUAUCAAGAUUGAGGCUUGGUCAAAUCACCGUUCUUCAUCUCCUACCAGUGAUCAUGAGAAAUCCAAGAUCAAAUAUGAUCCUGAUCAUGUUGCAAUACCCAAUGAUGUGACUGAUGUGUGGGAAAUUGACCCUAAACAUUUGAAGUUUGAGAACAAAGUUGCAUCUGGAUCAUAUGGUGAUCUGUACAAAGGCACGUACUACAGUCAGGAAGUGGCUAUCAAAAUCCUCAAGCCCGAGCGAGUAAAUUCAGACUUGCAGAAAGAGUUCGCCCAAGAAGUUUACAUAAUGAGGAAAGUUCGACAUAAGAAUGUCGUACAAUUUAUUGGUGCAUGCACCAAGCUUCCAAGUUUGUGCAUUGUAACAGAAUUUAUGUCUGGAGGAAGUGUCUAUGACUACCUACACAAGCAGAGGGGUGUUUUUAAGCUUCCAACAUUACUUAAAGCAGCAAUAGAUGUUUCUAAAGGAAUGAAUUACCUGCACCAAAAUAAUAUAAUCCAUAGGGAUUUGAAGGCCGCAAAUCUUCUCAUGGAUGAAAAUGAAGUGGUUAAGGUUGCUGAUUUUGGUGUUGCCAGAGUGAAAGCUCAGACUGGAGUUAUGACAGCAGAAACUGGGACCUACAGAUGGAUGGCUCCUGAGGUCAUUGAACACAAGCCGUAUGACCACAAGGCUGAUGUAUUCAGUUUUGGGAUCGUGUUAUGGGAGUUGUUAACUGGAAAGCUUCCAUACGAGUACUUAACCCCAUUACAAGCAGCUGUUGGAGUGGUUCAAAAGGGUCUAAGGCCAACAAUACCCAAGAAUACUCAACCAAAGCUUGCCGAGCUGCUUGAAAAAACCUGGAAACAGGAUCCAGCUCUAAGGCCUGACUUCUCAGAGAUUAUAGAAAUCCUGCAGCAAAUAGCAAAAGAGGUUGGGGAUGAUGGUGAAUGCCGCAAGGAGAAAUCAUCUGGUGGAUUUCUAUCCGUGCUUAGGAGGAAGUAGUUGAAGGAAGAGUUGCAGCUGUUCAUAAACUGAUCAAUCAACGAGUCGAUGGCAAACCAACCGUUUUCAAUCCUUCUAAAAUACACCAUUACUGUACAGUUUUUUAAUUUUUUUUUCCUGCCAAGCACCAUCAAACUGUAUUUUUUUUUUAUUCGUUAUUAUUUUUGUUAAUUUUAUCUUAGUCCAUGUUUUGAAACAGUCAUUCUCAUCUUUUUCUACCAGCACAUUAUUAUUAAGUUCUGAGAGUUAUCUCU